Messenger RNA from Drosophila santomea, 1584 nucleotides. RefSeq names its product CAAX prenyl protease 1 homolog (gene ste24c). Gene Ontology annotation, biological process: CAAX-box protein processing. The record is from RefSeq and is a predicted model, not a curated record. Gene Ontology annotation, cellular component: endoplasmic reticulum membrane. The transcript is spliced from 2 exons. Bases 91 to 1452 code for a protein of 453 amino acids. Lineage: Eukaryota; Metazoa; Arthropoda; Insecta; Diptera; Drosophilidae. Gene Ontology annotation, molecular function: metalloendopeptidase activity.
CUGAUUGAGUUAUCCGCCUUGGGUAAUAGAGAUAUAUAUAUAAUUUACAAUAAGUAAACAUUGUUUGUUGGGGGAACAUGAUAAGUUUAGAUGGCAUUCUACGAUACUUGGCCGAAAAUAGAUCCAGUCAUAGUGCUGGUGGUGUUAUGUCUGAUCGUGUUAGUUGACCGGAUAUGGGAGAUGGUACUCACCAAGAGGCAGCAAUUUGUGUGCCUGAAUGCGAUUAUGGUGCCCGAGGAGCUGAGAGGAAUCAUUCCGCCGGAGAUUUACCAUCGGGCCCGCAUCUACGAGCUGCAUAAAACGGAGCUGCAGCUAUGGAAGUACCUCAUCGACUUGAUUAUUACGCUUUGUGAGCUGAUAUUGGGUUUCUAUCCUUUUCUCUGGAAACUGUCUACGAUGACUCUACAGAGAUUUACCUCCCAAGAGAUCUGGAUCACCUUGAUCUUUGUGUUCUACCUGACCAUUUACAUCUGUAUAAGGUUCCUGCCGGUGCUGAUAUAUGACAAGUGCCUGCUGGAGCUGCGGUAUGGGAUGUCAGGCAGGUUUCCGUGGUACUGCUACUGCGGUAUUGGCGCACUGGCCAUUCUCGUGAGCCAGCUCGUCUUGCUCCCUUUGGCGGCGGCCAUUGUGUUCAGCGUAAAGUUAAUUGGGUACUACUUCUUCCUUUGGUUCUGGCUCUUCUGGGCUGUGUUCACCCUGUUGCUGGUAUUCUUUUUACCCUACUGCUGCAUUCCGUGCAUUGGACGACAGGUGGUCCUCCCGGAGGGCACUGCCCUCUAUACGGAGGUGAAGCGGGUUUGCGAUGUGGUUGGCUUUCCCAUGAAGCGGGUUUUUAUCAUUAAGACCCGGACGAUGCAGAGCAGUAAUGCCUAUUUUUACGGAAGCUGUUGUCUGAAAAGAAUUGUGAUUUUUGACACCCUGCUACUGAACAAGGGCAAGGAACCCAACGAGAUCCAUCCCUAUGAGGUGGGCAGAGGUCUGACCAACAUGCAGGUGGCGGGCGUGGUGUGCCACGAGCUAGGUCACUGGAAGCAUGGACAUUUCUACAAGGCCACAAUCAUCAUGAAGAUUCACUUUUUCUUCACCAUGGGACUCUUUGGAUUGUUCUUCCACUCCCCGCAGCUGUACAUGGCAGUGGGUUUCGCAUCUGGCGUUAUGCCCAUCAUUGUGGGAUUCAUCAUUGUCCUGAGAUUUGCCAUGACUCCUUAUCUCACGUUGGCGAAUGUCCUGAUGUUGUGGAAUCUGCGUCGCUUUGAGUAUGCCGCCGAUAAAUUUGCCCAUCGCAUGGGAUACUCCAUUCAACUGAGGAUGGCUCUGGUCAAGAUCUAUGCGGAUCACAUGAGUUUCCCGGUCUACGACCAAUGCUAUGCUCGCUGGCAUCACACUCAUCCCACGAUACUCCAGAGACUGGCCUAUCAGCAGAAACUGGAUGCGAAGGCCAUGAAUACCUGAGCCUUAUAAUCUCAGUAGUCCCCGACCUAUAAAUCCAUUUGAUUUUGUAUGUUUUUCGAGAUAUCCUGUAAAAUUGACCGUGUUACUAGACCAUGACUCGAAUAAAAAUUGCUACGCCCCGCUGUGAAACUA